AUGCGUCUCUUGGCCGGAUUUGCUCUCGUUUGUGUCAGUGUUGCCUUCAUACAAGGGCAACUACUUGUUCCACAAGUUAACAAUUUGAAUGCAGUUAUCAGUUUACUACCACAAUUUCAAGGUUUUCUUGGUCAACUUGAUCAAAUUCUUCCUCAACUUUCUGGUGUACUCUCAUCAGCUGAAUUACAAUCUCUCAAAGACAAAAUCACUCAAGCUCUUACAAGUCAACUUGGCGGAAACUUCGAUCUCAAUGCUAUCAAAGACAAAUUCCGACCAAUUCUUCAACAAUUCCUCGGCUCACGUCCACAAGGUCGUGCCGACUUUGACGCUAUUCUUCAACAAAUUGUAGGUGCUGCCACAUCCGCUCUUCCCGGUAUUGUACUUGGUCUUGUCGGCAAACGCGAAGCUGUUGAUGCUCGUAUCAACCUCAAUGAUAUCCUUGCUUUGGCUGACAAACUCCAAUUACAACAAUUCAUCCCACAAGUCGCCCAAUUCUUGAGCUCAGACAAACUUCAACAAUUACAAAACCAAUUCUUCGCCACCGUUGUUGCCGCUGCUGGUAACAACUGGAAUCCAGCUACGCUCGGUCAAGCUAUUCAACAAAUCGUCACCCAAUUCGUUCCACAACUCCGCCAAAUGCGUAUUGAUUGGGAACAAGUUGGUCAAUCUGCUCUCAAUGGUCUUACCAAUGCUCUUCCAGGCAUUCUCAUUGGUGCCCUCAGUCUUUUCGGCAAACGCGAAGCUGUUGAUGCUCGUAUCAACCUCAAUGACAUCCUUGCCUUAGCUGACAAACUCCAGUUACAACAAUUCAUCCCACAAGUCGCCCAAUUCUUGAGCUCAGACAAACUUCAACAAUUACAAAACCAAUUCUUCGCCACCGUUGUUGCUGCUGCUGGUAACCACUGGAAUCCAGCCACACUCGGUCAAGCUAUCCAACAAAUCGUCACCCAAUUCGUUCCACAACUCCGCCAAAUGCGUAUCGAUUGGGAAGAACUUGGUCAAUCUGCUCUCAAUGGUCUCGCCACUGCUCUUCCAAGCAUUCUCAUGGGCGCCCUCAGUCUUUUCGGCAAACGUGAUGUUAAGAUGGACUAUGAACAAUUAAUAGCACAAUUGCCAACUGACAAACUCGCUCAAAUUGUCCAACUUGUCAAAAAUACAAAGAAAAACAAAGUUUUGGCUAGUCUUCGCAAGCUCCUUCAAAGCUUCUUCCCUGGUUACCAAAGUCGCAUUAACUUCGAUGAUCUCGCUGCAAAUGUACUCAAUCAUUUAAACAACAUCUUACCAAUCAUCAGUCAAUCCAUCACAAAUAUCCUCGGUUAA
Messenger RNA from Adineta ricciae, 1320 nucleotides. The record is from the annotation of a GenBank genome assembly. NCBI's taxonomy places the organism in Eukaryota, Metazoa, Rotifera, Eurotatoria, Adinetida, Adinetidae.